Molecule: messenger RNA, 3351 nt
Organism: Oreochromis niloticus (Nile tilapia)
Lineage: Eukaryota; Metazoa; Chordata; Actinopteri; Cichliformes; Cichlidae
Gene: neu1
Product: neuraminidase 1
Exons: 8
Coding region: 158-1375 (405 amino acids)
Biological process (GO): oligosaccharide catabolic process; ganglioside catabolic process
Cellular component (GO): membrane; intracellular membrane-bounded organelle; cytoplasm
Molecular function (GO): exo-alpha-sialidase activity
Source: RefSeq, a predicted model, not a curated record
CGCCUUUGUCAUAUGACUUAUUGGGAAGAAGUGUCGGUUAAAGAUGUAAGGCAAGAUAAAAGAGGAGAGGCUUUCGCGCGAUCGUUGCUGUGUGUUUCUGUUUUAUUUGAGACUGUCCGAGAAAAGAAGAAGAAGAAAUCCGAGGAGGAAGUCAAACAUGGCAGCAUGGCGGCUCUCUGCACUCUGGUUACUGCUCUCUGCUUUGGCGUCUUCGUGUGUCCUCACCGUCAACCCUCAGCAGAUUGACCCCCUGGUGUUUGAGGAGAAGCUGCUGUGGGUGAGCGGAGCCCAGGGCCAGAUCGACCCCCUGGUGUUUGAGGAGCAGCUGCUAUGGGUGAGUGGAUCCCAGGGCCAGGUGAACACUUACAGGAUCCCACUGCUCACCUUCACCCCCAAAGGAAGCCUGCUGGCAUUUGCAGAAGCCAGGAAGACUUCUUCUUCUGACAUUGGAGCAAAGUUCAUUGCAAUGCGGCGCUCCACUGACAAAGGAGCCACCUGGUCCCCGACCAGCUUCAUCGUCGAUGACGGGAUGAAGCCGGACGGCCUGAACUUGGGCUCUGUUGUGGUGGACGAGGAAGUGGGCUCAGUGAUUCUGAUCUACGACGUGUGCUUCUACCUCUACCACUGCAGCCCACCCAGCAUCAUGAUGGUGGAGAGCCUGGACGACGGCCUCAGCUGGAGCCCGCCCAGAAACCUCUCGGUUACGCUCGGGGUGAAGAACUUCAUUCCCGGGCCGGGCCUCGGCCUCCAGAAACGCUUCAAUCCCGCAAAGGGGAGGUUGGUGGUUUGCGGUCACGGGACGCUGGAGGGCGACGGUGUUUUCUGCAUCCUGAGCGACGACCACGGGGAAACCUGGUACAACGGUGCGGCGCUGAAAAGCAUCCCCUACAACCAGAAGAAGAAAGCACAAGACUUUAACCCUGAUGAGUGCCAGCCGAUUGAGUUGACUGACGGCACCAUCGCCAUCAACGUGCGGAACCAGAACAGAUACCACUGUCAGUGUCGCAUUGUGGUGCACAGCUAUGAUGGAGGGUUGACCCUGCCCUUGGAGGGCCUGAUCUUUGACGAGGCACUGGUGGAUCCUGUAGUGGCAGCUGGAACUCUGCAAAAAGAGGGCGUGAUCUACUUCACCAACCCCUGCAACGAGGAAAAGAGAGUGAACCUAACCUUGAAAUGGUCGCUGACAAACGGCAAAUCUUGGGAGAAGAAAGCCGUGCAGAUAUGGUCGGGACCGAGCGGCUACUCCUGCAUCACUUCACUGGACAGCGGUUCUGCAGAGGACCGCAAGUACAUCUAUGUCAUCUACGAGAAAGGCCACAAUCAGUAUUUCGAGACCGUCUCGUUCGCCAAGAUCCACCUGUAUAGUGGCCAUUAAAGCAGACGAGGAGAUUGAAACACUGCAAGAAGACUAAGAGGGGUUUUUAAUCCAUCGAAUUUCUCAGGAACACAAAGAGACUUUUAAACUAAUUUUAUGAUGUCAAAAAAAUAGAGAGAUAAGAAUCUGCACAAUGAAUGUCACACUAUUUUUGAUUAAAAAUCUUUUUUCUAUUUUUUUUCUAUCCUUUACAUUUUCCAAAGCUGAUUUAUGUCACAAGUCUUAUGUGUGUUUUGAUAAAUAGCUGCAGAGCCACAAUAUUCUGACAGACUCCUGACCUCACACAGGAAUGAUGAAGCAAGAGAUGCUGAAAAAACUACCACCACUUUCUUUUCUGAGCUACCUUACUGAUAUAUCAUUGAAAUGGCGGUAAAACUGACACAGUCAUAGAUAUCUGGCUUCAACCAGGCCACGGCGCGUGCACAGUGUGGCCAAAAAUCUAGAGCUGCAUAGAGACGUCAAACUCAUUUAAAUCGUGGGCCUGACCAGUGAAACCCCCUUUUCUGUCACUGUAAAGAAUUUUAACUGCACAUUUAAUCCCUGAGAUCUCCUAAUAUAAGAAAAAGAAGACCAACUUCAAAAGUAUGUAAAUAAUAGAAAAGGUUCUGGUUGCUCAUUGGCCAGACUGUCAGUUAAUUUUAAAACAGAAAGUUGAAUGGCCAUCGGGGAGGUCUUUACUAGUAGUAAAAGUUGUGAAAAUGCAAUUAAAAGACCAAAAUUUAUGCGCACCUUCACAUUUUCCAAAGCUGCUCAGCGGGCCAAAUGGAGUCUGUGCCAGUCUGAUUCUAGUCCCCGGGCCUUAUCUUUGACACCCCUGGUGUAGUCACAUAAGUGAACUUCUUAAAUAUACAAGAUGCCUCAAAUUCAUGCUGACUGAAAUCAGUUCUGCUUUUAGAAAACUGAUGUAAAAUAUUAAAUUCAGGUACCUGUGUGAUCGAAUGUGUGAAAAAAACAAGGUGCUUAAUGUAACCAAAGGAACUAUAUUUAGAUUUAUAUACAAAAUGCUGCAUUUUUUUUACCUGUGGGUUUUAAAUGUCCAGUUGAGUCCAUUAGAUCUGCUGUAAUAAUAAUAAUAAUGAUAAUAGUUUCCGUUCCUGCUUUGGGCUACUAAAUAUAGACGUCCCCUGAAUGUGUGUACUGUAAUUGCAUUUAUGCAACAUUUUUCUGGUCUUAGACCACUCAGAGCACUUUAAACUACAAGUCGGGUACAUUAAAUGUGAUGUAGCUGAUUUUCUUCCUUGUAAUGAAAUUGUUCUUGUUUCUGUUUCUAUGAUGGAAAAAUUUGUUUGUCUGAAAUUACAGCAAAACCAUAGUUAAAGAAAGAAUGUCACUUUAUGUUUUCUCUGGGUGCCUGUUUGAUAUAAAUAUGGCUCCAAUGUAGGAAAGAAUUUCCUUUUUUCCCCAGUUUUAAAUUGUAAAAUGUUUAUUUCCUCUUUUUUUGGAGCGUACUUCUGUUUUUAUUGUUUAUCCAGGGAUUUAGUUGAGAUGUGAAAACGGGGAUUUUUGCAGAGGAUCUUCACUAAUCAGCUGUACAGCAAAUAAACAAAUAAACUGUUUCAUGAAGUUGUGCAUGUGAAGUUGGAUUUUUUAAAUAUUAUGUUAAAGAAAAUCUUCCUUUUACUUUCAGAUUUUUCUGCAUCAUUUUUGCAAAGUGAGUUUGUUUGUGUGUGAAUGACGUAAUAAAACUGUUUUUGUAUGUAAGGAGAAUAUGUUGUUGUUUUAGUUAUCUAUUGUAAAUGUCCAGUUGGGUUAAGGAUGGCUACUAUUUAUAGAAUAAAUAAACGAUCCUGAUCGUUGGAAGCACAGAAAAAAAGUCAUAGAUGUACAAUUUAACCCUUAAAAUAUGCUGUUUAUUGGCCAACCACACAGGGAAAUGCAUCCAUAUGACACUGUAUUUUGUACUAUAUAUAAGCGUUAUGUUUUAUAUGUAUCUAAAUCUUUAUGCAUACACUCUUUGAAUAAAAUCUACAGUUUGA